This is a messenger RNA of Dentiscutata erythropus, 159 nucleotides long. The record is from the annotation of a GenBank genome assembly. NCBI's taxonomy places the organism in Eukaryota, Fungi, Glomeromycota, Glomeromycetes, Diversisporales, Gigasporaceae.
AUGGACGGAGAUAAACCACCUUUUGCUAAAGAAAUUGAGGAUAAAGUGGAUGAAAUUAAGGGAAAUCUUAAGCAUGUCGAAACCCAAGAAAAAACUAAGCUACCAACUCAAGCAGAUAUCGAAGCAGAAAAGAAGGAAUCCGAUAAAAAAGAUACUUGA